GAAAUAACGGCAAAUACUCAUUACAGAUUAUGGAACAGUCAGCAGAUAAGGAUUUUUCACAGGAUGUUUCCUUUAAUAUCACAAGUGCUCUGGGAGGUGGGCAAACUCACCUGCAUUUCACAUGAGUAAGCUAAGGCAGAGAGAGGUUGGCUGGUUUGCCCACAUCCAUCCUCAUCAGAGCAAGGGUGGAGCUAUUGAGUCCAAGACCAGGACCCAAGUCUUUUCUGAAUCAUCUUCCAUGCUUUACCGAAUUGCUCACUUUCUCUAUCCCAUGAGGGUUGCCUAGGUGAACUGGGUCUAACUGAACUUCAAGGUAAUUCUUGAUAUGCAGCAGAGGUUCCAGACGGACAAUGUAAAUAGUAUGACUUACAGAUUCUAAUCCAUCUUUUGUCUAAGAUGCUGAGAGUUUUAUGCUCACACAGGGCUCUCUUUCAAGCACUAGCUGGCUUAGUGGGGGCAGCUCCUUUCUCCCUUGCUUCCUGCUAUCUACUACUAACAAAAAAUGAGCCAAGCGUUGGCCUCAAUUUACUAUAAGCUAAUUGUUACUUCUGACAAUCAAUGGGUAGAAGAAAGAGCACUGAACUUGGAAGUCCUGGGGAAACUGGAGUUAGAAUCCUAGCACCAAGUCUAGAACUUGAAGGACAGGAGUGUCCUCCCAACUUACAGAUGAAAAAAAAAAAUCAAGGCCAAGAGGGAUCACAAGUUGUCAAGGGCUUAGAAUACCUCUGGAGUCAGACUAGACUGAAUGUGGUUUUGACCAACUCACUGAAACGCUCCAAGGCUCAGUUUCUUCAUUUGUUAGAUGGGGAUGAUAACGUGUACUCCACAGGGCUAUUAUUCAAAGGUUAAACGAGGCAAUGUAUGGACAGCACAGGGCAUAAGCAAGCGCCCAGUAACUGAGGCUGUUGUUGCCAAAGCUGGGAGUGAAACCCAGGUCUUUGGACUCUUACUUUCUCAGCCUCAGGGAGAGUCUUCCGAACCAGGGCGCCCUGGUACAGAAGCUGGAGUUCCCAUCCUCACCGCUCGCGACCGGAGGUAGAUGACAGUAAUACGCGGGGCCAAGGGAAACUAAGGGUUAAGAUGAUGAGCUUGAGAAAGCCCAGAAAACUAGAAAAGCGGACACCCACCCCCCACUCCCCACCCCUACAGGCCAGACUUAGUAAGCCCCUCCUCUCCGCCACCGGGGCGGUCGCCUGGCGGUCCCUCCCUCCCCCUCUCCCUUACAAGAUCUAAUGAGCUCCCCCGGGAAGCCGAGCUGCGAACCCAGCCCGGAGCUAGGAGGCUGCACCGCACGCACGGUGUCCCGGCGGAGUCUGGGCCUGGGAAGCCGGCGGGAACCGGGCGGGGGCGCACCGGCCGCUCUCCAGAGCGCACCGCCGCUCUCCCGGCCGCGGGAGAGACGCUGCGAUGGCGGUGCAGGCUGCGCUCCUCAGCACGCAUCCUUUCGUCCCAUUCGGCUUCGGGGGCUCCCCAGACGGGUUGGGGGGCGCCUUCGGAGCCCUGGACAAGGGCUGCUGUUUCGAGGACGAUGAGACCGGGACGCCGGCGGGCGCGCUGCUGGCGGGCACCGAGGGCGGGGACGUGCGCGAGGCCACCCGCGAUCUGCUCAGUUUCAUCGACUCGGCGUCCAGCAACAUCAAGCUUGCACUGGACAAGCCGGGCAAGUCGAAGCGGAAGGUAAACCACCGCAAGUACCUACAAAAGCAGAUCAAGCGCUGCAGCGGUCUUAUGGGCGCCGCAUCCCCGGGCCCGUCCUCCCCGGGCGCCGCCGACACCCCAGCCAAGCGGGCGCUCGGCGCUCCCAGCGCUCAGACGGUCGCGCUACCAGUCCACGGCAAGGCCGCCCCCCGGCGGGAUGCGUCGCAGGCCGCUACGGCGGCCAGCCUGCAGAGCCGGAGCCUGGCCGCCCUCUUCGACUCGCUGCGCCACAUCCCCGCGGCCGCCGAUUCCGCUGGGGGUUCCGUGGCCGCGCCUACCGUGGGGCUCGGCGGAGCAGGUGCUGGGGGCGCAGUAGGGGACGCCGCUGGCCCUGCUGGGGUUUCGGCGCUCGCGGGCUCCAGGAAGGUCCCGCUGCGUGCUCGCAACCUGCCCCCGUCCUUCUUCACCGAGCCCCGGGCAAGCGGAGGCGGGUGCGGCCCGUCGGGGCCCUGCCUGAGUUUGUGCGACCUGGAGAAGGGCUCCGAGAACCUGGAGUUCUUCGAACUGCUGGGGCCGGACUACGGCGCUGGCACCGAGGCGGGAGUCUUGCUCGCCGCCGAGCCUCUGGAUGUAUUUCCCACCGGAACCACGGUCCUGCGGGGGCCUCCGGAGAUGGAGCCUGGCCUCUUUGAGCCGCCCCCAGCGAUGGUGGGAAGCUUACUGUACCCCGAGACCUGGAGCGCCUCGGCCUGUCCCCCGACCAAGAAGCCGUCUCUGGCUACCCCCCGGGGCGGCUCGACCUUGAACGAGCCCUUGCGCCGCCUGUACCCAGCCACGGUGGACUCUCCGGGCGGAGAGGACGGGCCGGGCCUUUUGGCCUCUUUCUCCCCCUUCUUUUCAGACUGUGCCCUGCCCCCGCCGCCGCCGCCGCCGCCCCACCAGGUGUCCUACGAGUACAGCGCGGGCUACGGCCGCACACCUUACUCCAGCCUUUGGAGACCGGAUGGGGUGUGGGAAGGGGGGCCGGGGGAGGAGGGAGCGCACCGGGACUGACACGGAGUAUCCUCCCUCCCCUUAAAGACUGCUGUGGGGAGCGCCCCCUCCGGGUCUCUCCUGAGCGUGAAGAACGAUUGGAAAAACGCACGCGGAGAAGAAAUAGGAUUCAAAGUUUCAACGGAUAAAAAAAAAAAAAAAAACUUAAAAAGAAAUGAAGAGGAGCUGGGGGUUGUUUUAAUCACAGUCAAGUGUCUUUGUUUUGUUUUGUUUUGUUUUGAGCCGUUGGUAGGUUCUCACUGGAACAGGCGAGCCAAGAAGCCGAGACGGGGUUUGGGCAGUGGGGUGGGGAUGGCAGAAGGGGCAAGAGGUGGCUUCCGUGGUCACCUGCCUCCUCUAAAGCCUUUCAGCAAGCGGUCAGGGUGUAUUAGUGUAACUGACCCUUCCAAACAGUGUCCUGGUCCCUCCCCUUCUCUCCCCUCUGAGUCCAUCGUGAAUUAAAUCCUAUAUUGAAAAGA
This is a messenger RNA of Phyllostomus discolor (pale spear-nosed bat), 3149 nucleotides long. RefSeq names its product family with sequence similarity 181 member B (gene FAM181B). Lineage: Eukaryota; Metazoa; Chordata; Mammalia; Chiroptera; Phyllostomidae. The transcript has a single exon. The record is from RefSeq and is a predicted model, not a curated record. Bases 1408 to 2691 code for a protein of 427 amino acids.